Molecule: messenger RNA, 1377 nt
Organism: Umbelopsis ramanniana AG
Lineage: Eukaryota; Fungi; Mucoromycota; Umbelopsidomycetes; Umbelopsidales; Umbelopsidaceae
Exons: 4
Coding region: 157-1257 (366 amino acids)
Biological process (GO): regulation of DNA-templated transcription
Molecular function (GO): DNA-binding transcription factor activity; sequence-specific DNA binding
Source: RefSeq, a predicted model, not a curated record
CUCUUUUACGUAUUCUCCAGUACGGUCUUUGGACGGUACUGAAGACCUCUGCAUUGGCCCAUACAAUUUUCUUUCUACUUCUUUAAUCGUCUUUCUCUCUUUUUUUUUGUAUACAUAUUUCCUUUCCUUUCAAUAUACAUAAGAGCCACAUCACCUAUGGUCAAUGGCUUCCACCCUUACUCGACCACGGCUCUUCAUCGGGAUUCAUCUUCGAUAGUGUUGCCGCCUAAUUUGAUUUCUUCACCAAUGCUUUCAGAACCAGCCGCAACGAGUCAGCCCUACCGAGCACCGUUAUAUGUAGACCCUCUUGGAGAGAGUACUACGCCACAACAUACCCCAUACACGCAGCAGUCCAGUUCGUUUGCGCUACAGGAUGUGGUACACCAGUUUCGAGACAAGCCUGAACUUCUACAAUUGAUCUUACAAAGCAAAGUGGAAGAAGAUAAACGAAGGGCUGAAGAAGCCAAGCUACGCGCAAAAGAAAUCGAUCUUUACAUGCAACAACGCGACAGUCAAGGUCUACAUGGCUUAGCCCUGCGACCCAUACGAUUCAAGUCAUCCGAUACAGUUCACCCGUAUCAUGUUGACACCAACGACACCACGCCCAAGUCGUCUGGCACUACUUCACCUGCCCAUCUACAAAACCAGGAAGCGCUCGCUCACACGCCUACCCACACACCAACACUAUCUCCUUAUGGCCGUUUGCAGCCUUCACCUCCUCCGCGAACGUAUUCAACCAGCCGUGAACAUACCCCAGGACCAAGGCACCUGGAGUACAGACGUCAUAGUGCAGUUGAACUACCACCGUUCCGAUAUAACUCCCCUAAUCUUCGACAUGAAAGCAGUAGUUCUGAGAAUGAUUUGAAACGUCGAAGAUUAUCUAUGGACCAAGCAAUUGGAACAUCCUCUCAUCACCCAGUGAGUCCGCCGGCGGACCAUUCGUCGGACGCAAAUGCGUCAUCAUCAGCGCAGGAAGCAGGCAAACGACAACGAAAACGAAGAGAAAUGCAAUCGAUUACCAAGGUCGUAGAAACUCGUGACUUUCCGUACAACGAUGAGUAUCUUUGGAAAAACAAUGGUAACACCGUUCAUAAAGGUAGCGGCGAAAAAAGUAUAUACUACAAAUGUUCCAACAGCUCCAAGGGUUGCCCGGUGAAUAAGACUGUCACCUUCAAGAAGAACGGAGAAUACGUGAUCAAGUAUCGCGGCGAGCACCUGGACGACUGCAAUCGUGUCAAGCGCAUAGUAGACGUUUGAGCCCCUCCGCGCUACCACCCAACAAAAGAAAAAAGAAAAAAAAAAAAGGUCUCAACUGCCCGACCGCCCGCCUAACAUGGACUGUCAUAAGUUUUUAAUCCAUUUGCCUAUGUCGCUUUU